Chrysochloris asiatica (Cape golden mole) is the source of this 774-nucleotide messenger RNA. RefSeq names its product mitochondrial ribosomal protein S15 (gene MRPS15). The transcript is spliced from 9 exons. NCBI's taxonomy places the organism in Eukaryota, Metazoa, Chordata, Mammalia, Afrosoricida, Chrysochloridae. Gene Ontology annotation, molecular function: structural constituent of ribosome. Gene Ontology annotation, biological process: translation. Gene Ontology annotation, cellular component: ribosome. The coding region runs from base 1 to 774 and encodes 257 amino acids. The record is from RefSeq and is a predicted model, not a curated record.
AUGCUGAGGGCGGCAUGGAGGGCGCUGAGUUCCAGUCGGACUCUGGCAGUGACUCAGACCCCAAUUCUUAGAUUGUCAGACAGAGGGAGGGCCAGACUUCCCUCCAACCAGCGGGGCCUGCAGCCUCGAGGUCUCCUCCUCCAGGCCGCCCGCGGAUUUGCCAUCCAGAAACCAGAACAAACAGAUCUCCAAGAAGAUCCAUCCCCUGACACAUUGCUCAAGGACUACCAGAACAUCCCUGGAAUUGAGAAGGUUGAUGAUGUUGUGAGAAGACUCUUGUCUUUGGAAAUGGCUAACCAGAAGGAGAAACUGGAAGUCAAAAAAGAGUUGAUGAUGAAAAAGAUCGUGGCAAACCCUGAAGACACCAGCUCCCUGGAGGCUCGAAUUGUUGCCUUGACUGUCAAGAUCCACAGUUAUGAAAAACACAUGCAGAAACAUCGAAAGGACAAAGCCCACAAGCGCUAUCUGCUCAUGAGCAUUGACCAAAGGAAAAAGAUGCUCACAAACCUCCGUAGUACCAACUACGAUGUCUUUGAGAAGACAUGCCAGGGCCUUGGCAUUGAGUACACCAUCCCCCCUCUGUACAACCAAAAGACCCAUCGCCGCUGGGUGACCAAGAAGGCGCUGUGCAUUCGGGUUUACCAGGAAGCUCAAAAACUGAAGAAGCAAAAAAGGGCCUUAAAAUCUGCAGCAGCAAUCGCCCAGAAACAAGGCCCAAGGAGCUCUGAGGGGCCUUCCGAAGCCAGACCGGAGGCACUCCUAGAAACUCAAUAA